This is a messenger RNA of Varanus komodoensis (Komodo dragon), 7136 nucleotides long. It is a transcript of the gene CAD, whose product is annotated as carbamoyl-phosphate synthetase 2, aspartate transcarbamylase, and dihydroorotase. NCBI's taxonomy places the organism in Eukaryota, Metazoa, Chordata, Lepidosauria, Squamata, Varanidae. Gene Ontology annotation, biological process: L-glutamine metabolic process; L-arginine biosynthetic process; 'de novo' pyrimidine nucleobase biosynthetic process. Gene Ontology annotation, cellular component: cytoplasm; carbamoyl-phosphate synthase complex. Gene Ontology annotation, molecular function: carbamoyl-phosphate synthase (glutamine-hydrolyzing) activity; amino acid binding; ATP binding. The record is from RefSeq and is a predicted model, not a curated record.
AUGGCCAGCCUGGUGCUGGAGGACGGGACGGUGCUGCGCGGGCGGCCCUUCGGAGCCACCGGGGCCGCCGCUGCCGGGGAAGUGGUGUUCCAGACGGGCAUGGUGGGGUAUCCCGAAGCGCUGACGGAUCCCUCCUACACGUCUCAGAUCUUGGUGCUGACAUACCCGCUUGUUGGGAAUUACGGCGUCCCUCCGGAGGAGCUGGAUCAGUAUGGCCUCAGCCGGUGGUUUGAGUCCAGCUGCAUCCGCGUGGCUGCGCUGAUCGUUGGAGAGUGUUCCCGACAUCCCAGCCACUGGAGCGCCACUCGCUCGCUUGACCAGUGGCUCAAGGAAGAGGGGAUCCCUGGCUUGGAAGGAGUGGACACCCGGGCCUUGACCAAGAGGAUCCGGGAGAAGGGGACUCUGCUGGGCAGGCUGGUGCCUGAUGGAGCCCCGGACUCGCCAUGGCCUUUUGAGGAUCCGAACGAGAGGCACCUGGUGAAGGAGGUCUCCCUGCAAGAGCCCCGCCUGUUCAACCCCGGAGGCUCGGUGAGGAUCACGGCUGUGGACUGCGGUCUGAAGUACAACCAGAUCCGGUGCCUGUGUGAGCGUGGGGCCGCUGUGACGGUGGUGCCAUGGGAUCACCCGCUGGACAGUGCAGACUUUGACGGCCUCUUCAUCAGCAAUGGGCCCGGGGACCCGCGGUCCUGCCAAGCAACCAUCGCCAACCUGCGCCGCAUCCUGGAGCUGCCGACCCCCAAGCCGGUCUUCGGCAUCUGCCUGGGCCACCAGCUCUUGGCCUUGGCUGUCGGAGCCAAGACCUACAAGAUGAAGUACGGCAAUCGUGGGCACAACCAGCCGUGCCUGUACGAGGGCUCCCAGCGCUGCUUCAUCACUUCCCAAAACCACGGCUUUGCGGUGGACCCGGCCAGCCUGCCGCCGGCGUGGGCCCCGCUCUUCACCAACGCCAACGACGGCUCCAACGAGGGCCUCGUGCACGACUCCAAGCCCUUCUUCAGUGUGCAGUUCCACCCGGAGCACAGGGCUGGGCCGAUGGACCUCACGUGCCUCUUUGACGUCUUCCUGGAUAUGGCCCGGGACGCGACUGCCCAAGGACAGAGCUGCGAGCCAGUACGCAAGCGGCUGUCGCGCUGCCUGUGCCCCGCGGACGUCCCACCUGCCGGCAGCAUCCCCCGGCCGCACAAGGUCCUCAUCCUGGGCUCGGGGGGGCUCUCCAUAGGGCAGGCGGGCGAGUUUGACUACUCUGGUUCCCAGGCCAUCAAAGCCCUGAAAGAGGAGAACAUUCAGACGGUGCUGAUCAACCCCAACAUCGCCACCGUGCAGACCUCCAAGGGCCUGGCCGACAAGGUCUACUUCCUGCCCAUCACCCCGGACUACGUCGCCCAGGUGAUAAAGAACGAGCGGCCAGACGGGAUCCUGCUGACCUUUGGCGGGCAGACGGCCCUGAACUGCGGGGUGGAGCUGACCAAGGCCGGCGUGCUGGAGCGCUACCACGUCCGCGUCCUGGGCACGCCGGUCGCCUCCAUCGAGAUGACGGAGGACCGCAAGGUCUUCGUGGAGAAGAUGGAAGAGAUCGGCGAGCACGUGGCGCCCAGCGAAGCCGCCUGCUCCCUGGAACAGGCCGAGGCGGCGGCAGAUCGGCGCGGCUACCCGGUGCUCGUGCGCUCGGCCUACGCGCUGGGCGGGCUGGGCUCGGGCUUCGCCAGCGGGCGGGAAGAGCUGGCGGCGCUGGUGAGCCAGGCCCUCGCCCACACCUCGCAGGUGCUGGUGGACAAGUCACUCAAGGGCUGGAAGGAGAUCGAGUACGAGGUGGUGCGCGACGCCUACGACAACUGUGUCACGGUGUGCAACAUGGAGAACCUGGACCCGCUGGGCAUCCACACCGGGGAGUCCAUCGUGGUGGCUCCCAGCCAGACCCUCAACGACCGGGAAUACAACCUUCUGCGCACCACGGCCAUCAAGGUGGUCCGCCACCUGGGCAUCGUGGGCGAGUGCAACAUUCAGUACGCGCUGAACCCCGAGUCGGAGCAGUAUUACAUCAUAGAGGUGAAUGCGCGGCUUUCACGGAGCUCGGCCCUGGCAAGCAAGGCCACCGGCUACCCCCUGGCCUACGUCGCCGCCAAGCUGGCCCUGGGCAUCCCGCUGCCCGUCCUCAGGAACUCCGUCACCAACUCCACCACGGCCUGCUUCGAGCCCAGCCUGGACUACUGCGUGGUCAAGAUCCCGCGCUGGGACCUCAGCAAGUUCCUGCGUGUCAGCACCAAGAUCGGCAGCUCCAUGAAGAGUGUGGGGGAGGUGAUGGCUAUCGGGCGGAGCUUUGAGGAGGCCUUCCAGAAGGCGCUGCGCAUGGUUGACGAGAACUGCGUGGGCUUUGACCACACUGUGAAGCCGGCGUCCGACGUGGAGCUGGAGACGCCGACCGACAAGCGCAUCUUCGUGCUUGCCGCUGCGCUGCGUGCCGGCUACUCCAUCGAGCGCCUCUACGAACUGACCAAAAUCGACCGCUGGUUCCUGCACAAGAUGAAGAGCAUCACGGACCAUGCGCUGCGCUUGGAGUCGUACCGGCAGGCCGAGCCGGGGGCCAUGCCGCCCGCCAUGCUCAAGCUGGCCAAGCAGCUGGGCUUCUCGGACAAGCAGGUGGCUCAGGCCGUGCUCAGCACGGAGCUGGCCGUGAGGAAGAUGCGGCACGACCUGAAGAUCCUGCCCGUGGUGAAGCAGAUCGACACGGUGGCGGCGGAGUGGCCGGCCCACACCAACUACCUCUACCUGAGCUACAACGGCACGGAGCACGACCUGGCCUUCCGCGAGCCGCACGUCAUGGUCAUCGGCUCUGGCGUCUACCGCAUCGGCAGCAGCGUGGAGUUCGACUGGUGCGCGGUCGGGUGCAUCCGGGAGCUGCGCAAGAUGGGCUACAAAACCAUCAUGGUGAACUACAACCCCGAGACGGUGAGCACGGACUACGACAUGUGCGACCGGCUGUACUUCGACGAAAUGUCCUUCGAGGUGGUGAUGGACAUCUCCGCGCUGGAGAACCCCGAGGGCCUGAUCCUGUCCAUGGGGGGGCAGCUGCCCAACAACAUCGCCAUGGCUCUGCACCGGCAGCAGUGCCGGGUCCUGGGCACCUCCCCCGAGGCCAUCGAUGCUGCCGAAAACCGCUUCAAGUUCUCCCGCCUCCUGGACACCAUCAGCAUCAGCCAGCCGCUCUGGAAGGAGCUGUCGGACAUGGAGUCGGCCAAGCAGUUCUGCUGCAAGGUGGGCUACCCGUGCGUGGUGCGCCCCUCCUACGUGCUCAGCGGCGCCGCCAUGAACGUGGCCUACACGGACAGCGACCUGGAGCGGUUCCUCAGCAACGCAGUCGCCGUCUCCAAGGAGCAGCCGGUGGUCAUCUCCAAGUUCAUCCAGGAGGCCAAGGAGAUCGACGUGGACGCGGUGGCCUGCGACGGGCGGGUGGUGGCCAUCGCCAUCUCUGAGCACGUGGAGAACGCCGGGGUGCAUUCGGGGGAUGCCACGCUGGUGACCCCCCCGCAGGACAUCACGCCCACAACGCUGGAGCGGAUCGAGGCCAUCGUGCAUGCCAUCGGGCAGGAGCUGCAGGUGACGGGGCCCUUCAACCUGCAGCUCAUCGCCAAGCACGACCAGCUGAAGGUGAUCGAGUGCAACGUCCGGGUGUCCCGGUCCUUCCCGUUCGUCUCCAAGACGCUGGGCGUGGACCUGGUGGCCUUGGCCACGCAAGUCAUCAUGGGCGAGGAGGUGGAGCCCGUGGGACUCAUGACAGGCACCGGCAUCGUGGGCGUCAAGGUGCCCCAGUUCUCCUUCUCGCGCCUGGCGGGGGCCGACGUGGUGCUGGGGGUCGAGAUGACCAGCACGGGCGAGGUGGCCUGCUUCGGAGAGAACCGCUGCGAGGCCUACCUGAAGGCCAUGCUGAGCACCGGCUUCAAGAUCCCCAAGAAGAACAUCCUGCUGACCAUCGGGAGCUACAAGAACAAGAGCGAGCUUCUGUCCACGGUGCGCACGCUGGAGAGCCUGGGCUACAGCCUCUACGCCAGCCUCGGCACGGCCGACUUCUACACCGAGCACGGCAUCAAGGUGACGGCAGUGGACUGGCACUUCGAGGAGGCCGACGGCGCGGAGGUGCCCGUCAAGGAGAACCAGCAGCGCAGCAUCCUGGACUACCUGGCCGAGAAUCACUUCGACCUGGUCAUCAACCUGUCCAUGCGCAACUCGGGGGGGCGCCGCCUCUCCUCCUUCGUCACCAAGGGCUACCGCACCCGGCGCCUGGCGGUCGACUACUCGGUGCCCCUCAUCAUUGACAUCAAGUGCACCAAGCUGUUCGUGGAGGCUCUGGGCCAGAUCGGGGGACCCCCUCCGCUGAAGAUGCAUGUGGACUGCAUGACCUCGCAGAAGCUCAUCCGCUUGCCAGGCCUGAUCGACGUCCACGUGCACCUUCGAGAGCUGGGGGCUGCCCACAAGGAAGACUUCGCCUCCGGCACCGCAGCUGCUCUGGCCGGCGGCAUCACCCUGGUCUGCGCCAUGCCGAACACCUGCCCCGCCGUCACCGACGCCGGCUCCUUCGCGCUGGUGCAGAAGCUGGCUGAGGCGGGGGCGCGCUGCGACUUCGCGCUGUACGUCGGGGCCUCGUCCGACAACGCCGGCUCGCUGGGGCUGCUGGCUGGAGCCACCGCCGGCCUGAAGAUGUACCUGAACGACACGUUCUCGGACCUCAAGAUGGACAACGUCUCCCUCUGGAUGGAGCACUUCGAGAAGUGGCCGAAGCACCUCCCCAUCGUGGCCCACGCGGAGAGGCAGACCGUGGCCGCCAUCCUGAUGGUGGCCCAGCUCUACCAGCGCCCGGUGCACAUCUGCCACGUGGCCCGCAAGGAGGAGAUCCUCCUCGUCAAGGCCGCAAAGCAGAAGGGCAUUGCCGUGACCUGCGAGGUUGCCCCCCACCACCUGUUCCUGUGCCAGGAGGACCUGGGGCGCAUCGGGGAGGGCCGGGGGCAGGUGCGGCCCAUGCUUGGCACUCGCGAGGACAUGGAGGCGCUCUGGGACAACCUGGACACCAUCGACUGCUUCGCCUCCGACCAUGCCCCACACACCCUGGAAGAGAAGCUGGGGAAGGACCCUCCGCCCGGCUUCCCCGGCCUGGAGACCAUGCUGCCCCUGCUGCUGACGGCCGUCUCGGAGGGGCGCCUCACCGUGGACGACAUCGUCCGGCGGCUGUACGAGAACCCGCGGCGCAUCUUCGGGCUGCCCGUGCAGGAGGACACCUACGUGGAGGUGGAUCUGGAGCAGGAGGGGCUGGUGCCCCCCCACACGGCCUUCAGCAAGGCCCGGUGGACGCCCUUCGAAGGGAUGCGGGUGAAGGGGACGGUGCGGCGGGUCAUCCUCCGCGGGGAGGUGGCCUACAUCGACGGGCAGGUCCUGGUACCCCCCGGCUAUGGGGAGGAUGUGCGGAAGUGGCUGUGCCCGGCGCCGCUCAGCGCUCCGGCCAAGGAGAUCCUGAAGACUCCGGAGCGCCCCCACCCGGCCGUGCCCACGGAAGCCCUGCGUGGCCGGGCACCCAGUCCUCGGCGAGCCGGGCCCAUGGGGGAUGCCCGCUUCUACUUGGCGCCCCGAAUCCACCGUGCAUCUGACCCUGGACUGCCAGCUGCAGACCUCCGGGAGAAGGCCGUCAAAAAAGCCCCGGAAGCAGACCCGGCCACGGUCCAGGACGGACCGCUGUACCUCGCGGGGCCCCUGCCCAGGCAGCCGUCCCCCCAGAGCUUGCCGCACCCCCAGACCUCGCCGCUGCUGCACCCGCUCGUGGGGCAGCACGUGCUGUCAGUCAAGCAGUUCACCAAGGGCCAGCUGUCCCACCUGUUCAACGUGGCGCACAACCUGCGCAUGAUGGUGCAGAAGGAGCGCAGCUUGGACAUCCUCAAGGGGAAGGUGAUGGCCUCCAUGUUCUACGAGGCCAGCACGCGAACCAGCAGCUCCUUCGCCGCCGCCAUGUGCCGCCUGGGCGGCUCCGUGCUGCCCUUCACUGAGGCCACGUCGUCCUGCCAGAAGGGGGAGUCGCUGGCUGACUCGGUCCAGACCAUGAGCUGCUACGCAGACGUGCUCGUCCUGCGGCACCCGCAGCCUGGAGCGGUGGAGCUGGCAGCCAAGCACUGCCGCAAGCCCGUCAUCAAUGCCGGCGACGGAGUCGGGGAGCAUCCGACGCAGGGCCUGCUGGACAUCUUCACCAUCCGCGAGGAGCUGGGCACGGUCAACGGCAUGACGAUCACCAUGGUGGGCGACCUGAAGCACGGGCGCACGGUGCACUCCCUCGCCCGCCUCCUGACCCUCUACCGCAUCACCUUGCGCUACGUCACGCCCCCCAGCCUGCGCAUGCCGCCCGAGAUCUUCCACUUCGUGGCCUCCAAGGGGAUCAAGCAGGAGGAGUUUGAGAACAUCGAGGAGGCCCUCCCGGACACCGACGUGCUGUACGUGACCCGCAUCCAGAAGGAGCGCUUCGCCUCAGUCCAGGAGUACGAAGCGUGCUUUGGACAGUUCAUCCUGACGCCGCACAUCAUGACGCGGGCGAAGAAGAAGAUGGUGGUGAUGCACCCGAUGCCUCGCGUCAACGAGAUCAGCGUGGAGGUGGACUCUGACCCCCGCGCAGCCUACUUCCGGCAGGCGGAGAACGGCAUGUACAUCCGCAUGGCUCUCCUGGCCACGGUACUCGGCCGCUUCUGACCCUCGCCCGCUGCUGGCGUGGCACGCAGGGUGGGCGGUGUGGCCCCUUCCGGGCUCGACCCUCCUGCCUGGGCUGUGCCCGUCGCCGCGCUCAUUCCACCAAAGGCCACCUGGCCCCAGCCGGCAGGGCGUCCGCAGGACAGCAGCGGGAGCACGGCGCCUUUGGACCCGGCUGCGCGGGACACGUCUGCUUCCCGGCCAGCCCCGGAGCGGCCCCCUUUCCGAGGCCCCACUCCCCUCGGCGUGCGUCCGGACCCCACGCGCCUCGACCUCCCCGGGCGGACUCUCCCCACAGCUCUCGUCUGGCUGCAGCGCAUUCCUGGCUGCGAAGCCACAGACCUGCAAAGACCCGCAAGCCCGGCUGACUCUCGUGCUCUUUUUCUACAAGAAUGAAAAGACAAUAAAGCUAGUUGCGCAAA